CUGUGUCUCUGUGUGUGCGUGUGUGUGCGUGUGCGUGCGUGCAUGCUUAUGUGCGUGUGUGUUCACGCGUGUGUGCAUUUGCGAGCAUGUGUGUGUGCGUGCGUGCGUGCGCAACUAUUGGCUUAUGCCCAGCUGGCUUGCACCACAAGUCACAUAGCAUAUGUUCCUUUUUCCUCCGAAUGGAAAUUUUUAAAGUAGUAGAAGAAGAAGAAAAAGAAGUAAUAAGAAGAAAAACAACAAGUCAUUAGCAGCCAGCACUGUAGCAGGUACUUGUGUACAUGUGGCCGUCUGCGUCUGCUCAGUGUGUCUGCCUGUUUCUGCUAGAGCAGCCACUGCUUUCUCCCUCCCUCUCUUCUCCUUGAUGAAAUGUGGAGCAUAUUGCAAGUGGGACACUGCGCUCGUUGGUUCAGCCUGCCGCUAGUUGUUGCCUUUCUGCGUGUAACGUGUGAUUUGUCUAUUAUUCUAAUGUGUGUGCAAAGCCAGUGGGCUGCUCUUGUCAGCUCAGUGACCUACAACUGUAGUGUGAGCUUCGUCAGCCAGCCAGCCAAGCCAGCCAAGCCAGUCAGCCAGCCAGCCAGCCAGUGAUCACAUACAUCCAGUGAGCAAGAGUGUGUGUGUCUGUGUAUGUGUAAGUGCAUAAUGUUGGCUCGGGCUCACUGCAUGCAGCCAUUUACCUCACUCAGUCAGUUGGGGUCACGACCCCUACGGAACUAACUAGGUUUAUGUGUGCUCCUCUGCAUGGAGAGUGACAGAUCUGUCUCGGAGAUGGCUGGAGCCGAUUUCUGAAGCAAGACCACACGAGUUACAUGCCCUUGCUUGGUGGCUGGAUGCAAUUAUUGUAGGAAGAGAGAGAUAUAGUGAGAGAGAAAAAAAAAAAGAAGCAGUAAAAACCUGAAAAAGAAAUAUAAUAAAACAUGUGUGCGCUCUGUGUGUGUAUACAGUGUGUUACGGUGUGUGACGUCAUUUUGUGAAAAUGCGCAUGUGAAGAGCAACAAUUACAAACCACCUUCACCUGCCGACUGACUGCAUUUUGUGUUGAAAACAACCUGUUGUGCAACUGUGUGGUGUGUUCGUAAAGAUUAAAAACAAUAAUUAAAAACUAACAAAUAUAUAUAAAUACAUAUACACAUAUUCAUGUAAACAUUUGCCCUCGGAUUGAUAUUAAACUUGGAUCAUUGUUCCUUCAGCUUGGUAUUUCACUGGGAUAUUCUGUGGUGUUUUUUACGUGUGUACACACAUCGCUGGGUUGGAAGGAAGGCCGGCAGAAAGUGUGUUAGAGGCGAAGAAGAGGAGAGGAAAUCUUAUCUAAUGAUAUGCUGAAGUAGACAUCUGCUUGUACGUCUGCUUGUAUGUCUGCCUUCAACUGGGUUAAAGUCUCUCACUAGUCUGGCUGUUCAGGAUCACGCUGACCUCACACACACACACACACACACACACACACACACACACACACACACACACUCAGUCACACACACACACACUCACACACACAAACACGCCAGACUCUCUCCGCGGGCUGGCUAGCGAUCCCAGUAGUCAGUUAUAAUGUGCACGGCCACAUCCAACACUCACUCCUUCUCACUGCUGCCACCACUACUGCUGCUGCUGUUGUUGUUCGAGUGCAUGCGUGGCUGAUGCUGGCUCAACUCAGGUUGGUCGUGGAAAGUUUUCUCCAACUAUGAAAAGCUGGCGAGCCAGAGUGUUGUAAAGGCUCGUCUCAGCUGCUGUCAUGACACUGCGGCUCAUACUACGUCUAUAGCUAGGCUAGCAGGUUGUUAGUGUGUGUGUAUAUUCGUCAGUGGACUGCACCACUACCUUGCAGACCGGAACCUGGUGGAUGUGUAUCGGUGUGUGUCUGUGAUUGUGGCAUAACGUCUGCUGUGCGUUGAAGUGGAGAAAUAAAAAAAAUUGUUAAACAGAUAUUUUAAAAACACUAGAAAAAAAGAAAGAAACAAAUCUCAGAAGAAAACUGAGAAAAAAAAUUAUUCUUUUUUUUUCAGUGAUAAUAGUCUUACGGUGUAUUGUUCUAGCCCAAGGCUGAGAAACUUAUUUUGAUCUCUAAUUGACGAAUGAAGUAAUUUUUGGAUGUGAAAAUCAAUGGAGAAAGAUGUACGGUUUCGUCUGGUAAUUCAGUGGAUUAUACAUUCGCCUGUUUUUUGUCUGUGGAUUGUUGUACUAGAACUUGCCUUCUAAAAACGUGGCUGCUUGCUCAUGUGUGAUUCAGUGAAGCUGAAAUAUUCAUUGCUGCAUUUAAAAAAAUAUUAUUAUUAUUAUUUAACAUCAUUGCUAAAUGGGUGUUCUCUUAGUUGCUCAUUUAUCCAUUGUUAUGCUUUUUAAUCCAACUUGAAAUGGUGGACAUGGAUUUAGAAUUUGUGUAUGACAAACAUGAAUAUGUGAAUCAAGUGUUUUCAUUUUGACGCCAUUAACUAAAAAAAAAAAGAAAAAAAAGAAGAUUUUUAUAUAUAUAUUUUUUUUCAAAUGAAGUACAUAUUUUUCUCUAUGAUUUUUGAUUUCCGAAAUGAGAACGCUGCUAGUUUGGAAUGGUUUUCCGAUUCGGAGAUGGUGCUGUGUGCACGAGAGUGCAAUGGUCGUCGGUCAGGCGCUAUCGUGUUCGCUGUUCACAAGAUGGAGAAGAAGAUUUUAUAGAUGGGAUUAACGCCAACUGAAGCCCAGUUGAUGGAACAGUUAUCCAUCCUGUUUUAAAAAACCUACAGCUUGUGUACAACACCCCUCUGUACCCCCAACCCCCCUCCCCAAUCUCACGUUACGCAGUGCUGUGGUGAAAUUACAUCCCAGGAAAAGUAUCCUGUCUCUCCCCACCCACCCCCCCACCACCACCCCUUUCCACAAGUUAUGCUGUUUGAUUUGAUUCGCUGAGGAGUGGUGAUGUUACCCGGUGCGGCAGUGACGGAUUGCGUGCAGAGUGGCAGUAAAACGGACUAAUGACCCGUCAGCUGCGGAAUGAGUUUUACCACUAGUCUACUUCUGGUCACGCUAUAUGCACUUUGGAUUGCAUGCAUGAUCGUAGUAAAUGCUGAAACCAAGAAAGCUGAAUGUAGCUACACGUAUCUGAAUGACAGUCCACCGAUCGAGGCCGAGUCUGAAGAGUACGCGGCACAGGGCUUCAGCCAGUGUGAAUACAACAUUUCCGCUCCUCGCACGCACUACAUAGAGCUCAACUUCACCAAGCUGUUCGGCUUCAGCUUCGUGGACCGCGAGUCGGCGACGAUGGCCAACUCAUGCUCCCCCGAUGUCGUAAUACUGGACGGCAAGGCGCGUCCACGCACUGUGAUCUGUUCCAACCAACCUGCUGUCUUUCACACACAGUCGAACUCUAUAAAGAUUAUUUAUAUAUGGGAAAAUCACCGCAAAAGCGGUUUUACGCUCUUGUUUGACUUUCAUAAAAAGUCGUGUGCAUUUCUCUGUGAUGGUGGCGCCACCUGCCUGCAGACAGCGGGCAGUCUCUGCGACGGUGUGGCAAACUGCAUUGAUCGCAGCGACGAAACCAAGGAGAGCUGUCCGGAGUCUGGUGCUUCUAAAAGAUCCAGUGAUCUUGUUCCAUACAUUGUGAUAAUAACCAUUUCUAUUGUGAUAAUUUCGCUGUUUGUGGCCGUCGUGUACUUGGUGCAACACCAGAGCUGCAAGAUGAUGUCGCAGAGGCAUCUGGGUCGAUCCCGGCACACGCAGUCACACAACUCGGAGACAUUUGUUCCAAGUCCUACGCAAAACAAUUCGGAGCAACAAGUGUCGUUGCUGAUCGACAACAACACAAGCUGUGUUCACGCCGCGGAGCCGUGGUAUCCGCCCCAGGUGCGUCGGUCGAAGGACGGGGAGGAGGGCUACAUGGAGAGUCAGAAGGAGAUGGCCAAGAUACAGCAGCAGGCGGAGAGCGGCGGCGGUGACGCAUGCGUCCGCCCUCCCCCCAACAAGACAGUGCACGACGCGCAUGGCGACGGGCCCCCCCCACCUUACAAAGACUCGGCCCGCUCGCUCGACUCGCUCGGGGUGGGCGUGGCCCCCUCAGUGAGGCUGCGCGACUAUUCCAGCGGCCACCCGGUCCGCUGUCACAGUGUCUCUAGUCACAGGGACGGCUACUACCCGUACUGUUCUAAUAACGACACCUCUUGGACUUCGUCGUCGUCGGCGUCGCGAACCUCCCCGCCCACCGGUCACUUCGGCUCUGUGCCCACGUCGGGGGGGAUCGGGGGGAUGGGGGAACGAAUUGACUUGGGCCCGCCCCCGGACUACCAAGAGGCUUUCAGUGUUAGUGUGUGCAGUUUUACGUCGGAGAAAGAAAACGUAUGAUGACGCACAUUUUAAUUUUUUUUUUUUGCGGCCUGUUUUUCGCUGCAGAGAGUUCUAUUAUUGUUAUCUUUUUUCGUGUUUUUUUUUUUACAAAAGAAAACAAAUUAAUAAAUUUGUGCGAUAAAAAAAAGAGAAAGAAAAAGAAGCCGACAGCAACGCAUGAUACUAAAAUAAGACACCCGUUUAUAGUUGCUCGCUGUGGUUCGUGUGUGGGGACGGUUAGUGAUACGUUCAUAAGCUGUGCUGUGCAAGACAGCCUCACAGAAAGGAAAAGGGAAAUGUGGAAGAGGUAAUGAUGAGGUACGGUAUGCUGUGUGUACUAGACGUUAUGCAGAACAGGCUGGGCUCGUCGCAAGUUGAAUAACUCUGUGGUUACGCAGAGAGGACAGCAUUGUGUGCUAGACGUAACGGGCUUGUCGCAAGUUUAAUAACUCGGUAAUUACGCAGAGAGUAGUCCUGAGGGACGUAGAAAGUGUGGUCACUUAAUGUGCCCCGUGGACUGCAGAGGACAGCAGCUGCUUAAACGUAGGACUUGAAGCAAUCUGAGAGCACAGGGAUAAUGGCUGUUAGUAGAGAGACCAACUAUUUGUGCUGUUAUGUCACAAAUCAAACGGGGGCAACGUAUUGUGGAGGUCAUACAUGUAUGUGUUCACAGGAAACACGGGCAAGUUCUCACUGUUGUCAGGUGGAUGGUGAUCAAUGUUAAACAUGUCGCUAAACCUGUAGCCAUUUCACAAGAGGUUUGAAAGAGUCGAGAAGAAGACUUUGUUUAAGAUGUAACAAAGCAAAUUGGUAAAAAAUGCCACAAAGCAGUCUGGUAAAAAGAAAUGCCACAAAGCAGUCUGGUAAAAAGAAGAAAUGCCACAAAGCAGUCUGGUAAAAAAAGAAAAACAACAUGUCACAAAGGGUGGGAAAAUGCCACAAAGCAGUCUGAUGUUGAGAGAGACAUAUACAGGUUGCACUGGGUAUCCGAUGGUAGCAGAACUUUAAAACCUGGGAAUCUGUUAAGAAAAAUGGUCUUUGUUACAAGGAAUCUGUUGAGAUGUGAUUUUUACGAAUCUGAAGACAAAUGAAGUGAAAUUUCAUCAUUUCUGAACAACGAUACCAUUUUAAGAAUCUUAUACUUUUCAAUCUUAAUGGAUUAUACUUUGUUUGGGGUGACUCAAUGAACAAAAUCAUUUUCUGUUUUUUGUGCUCCACUUCCUGACUUAUUCUUGUGAAGAUUUGAACAGAACUAUGAUGAUCGGACGGUUACGCGCUCCUUCCCAGAUUGUACGUUUUUCUUGUCAUUGCAGUCAGAAGAAAUUAUUUUUCAAGAUGGCUGCCUCUCUUUGUGCAGAAAGUUCCUGUUGUGGGGAUGCUCUUGUUGUCUGCAUUAGCCAAUAUAAACUGAUGUACGCCCACUGUGGAAGCUGUUGCUAUGGAUGUGUGAAGCCCGUCGUUAAAACAGAAGUGCUGCCAUUUUCUUUCUGCUUGGGAUAUGGGUGUUGUUGUUUCGUAGGAUUUAUUCCAGUGUGGUGGACCCAGGAAGAUGCCCUGUGCACCUCUAGGGAGUGAAUGGAUGCUGCUUGUGUGUGUAUGUGUGGUUGGGUUUUUUUUGUAGAUUUUUUUUUUUUUUUUUUUUUUUU
Molecule: messenger RNA, 5933 nt
Organism: Gigantopelta aegis
Lineage: Eukaryota; Metazoa; Mollusca; Gastropoda; Neomphalida; Peltospiridae
Exons: 5
Coding region: 2962-4305 (447 amino acids)
Molecular function (GO): protein binding
Source: RefSeq, a predicted model, not a curated record